This is a messenger RNA of Cyclopterus lumpus (lumpfish), 1909 nucleotides long. RefSeq names its product lactase-like a (gene lctla). The record is from RefSeq and is a predicted model, not a curated record. Bases 133 to 1842 code for a protein of 569 amino acids. Lineage: Eukaryota; Metazoa; Chordata; Actinopteri; Perciformes; Cyclopteridae. The transcript has 14 exons. Gene Ontology annotation, biological process: carbohydrate metabolic process. Gene Ontology annotation, molecular function: beta-glucosidase activity.
AUUAACCAGGUCCAGAAGCUCGUGGACGUUUCUUGCACUUUGGAGCAGUUUCCAGCGGACGAGCAGCAGGUGUGACUGAGGACCAGGACCAGGACCAGGACCAGGACCAGGACCAGGACCAGGACCACCACGAUGCUGCAGCGCCGCCCCCUGAGGCCGCUCCAGCUGCUCGCUCUGGUGCUGUGGGCGUCGGCCCAGGAGGACUUCGACUGGACGAAGAGCGAGAGGACGUCGUUCUACUACGGAACCUUCCCGACCGGGUUCUCCUGGGGAGCCGGCAGCUCCGCGUACCAGACGGAGGGAGCCUGGAACGUGGACGGCAAAGGGAUGAGCAUCUGGGACGCCUUCGCCCACAAGAAGGGGAAGAUCUACUCCAACGACACGGGGGACUCCUCGUGCGACGGCUACCACAAGUUCAAGGACGACGUCACCUUGAUGAAGGACAUGAAGCUGAACCACUACCGAUUCUCCAUUUCCUGGCCGAGGAUCUUACCGAGCGGACUGAAAAGUGAACAAAUCAACGAGAAAGGAAUCCAAUAUUACGACGACCUGAUCAACAUGCUGCUGGACAACAAGGUCACGCCCAUCGUGACCUUGUACCACUGGGAUCUACCGCAGGUGUUGCAGGAGAAGCACGGCGGCUGGCAGAACGCCAGCACGGCGAACCACUUCAACGACUUCGCCGACUUGUGCUUCGAGCGCUUCGGAAGCAAAGUGAAGAACUGGAUCACCUUCAACAACCCGUGGUCCGUCGCUGUGGAGGGAUACGAAACGGGGGAACACGCACCGGGGCUGAAGCUGAAGGGGACCGGAGCCUACAGAGCGGCCCACAACAUCAUCAAGGCCCACGCUCAGGUCUGGCACUCCUACGACACCAAGUGGAGAAGCAGACAGAAAGGCCUGGUUGGGAUCUCGCUCACGGCCGACUGGGGGGAACCCGUGGACGUCACCAACCAGAAGGACGUGGAGGCAGCGGAGCGCUUCAUCCAGUUCUCCUUGGGCUGGUUUGCCUCGCCCCUCUUCCACGGAGACUACCCCCAAGUGAUGAAGGACUACAUCGGCAGGAAGAGCGGCCAGCAGGGCCUGGGCGCCUCGCGGCUGCCGGUCUUCUCUCCCCAGGAGAGGAGCUCCAUCAAGGGGAGCUGUGACUUCCUGGGCCUCGGGCACUUCACCACCCGCUACGUGACCCUGAAGAACUUCCCGUCCGGCCUCGGCGAAAGCUACUUCUCCGACCGCGACCUCGCCGAGCUGGUCGACCCCCGGUGGCCCGACCCCGGCUCCGAGUGGCUCUACUCGGUUCCCUGGGGCUUCCGGCGCCUGUUGAACUACGUCAAGACUCAGUAUGGAAACCCCAUGGUCUACGUGACGGAGAACGGCGUGUCUGAGAAGAUGCUCUGCACCGACCUGUGUGACGACUGGAGGAUGAAGUACUUCAAGGACUACAUCAACGAGAUGCUCAAAGCCGUGAAGGACGGGGUGAACGUGAAGGGCUACACGGCCUGGUCUCUCCUCGACAACUUCCAGUGGGACGAAGGGUUCUCCGAGCGCUUCGGCCUCUACUACGUGGACUUCAGGAGCAAGAACAAGUCGCGGUACCCGAAGGCCUCGGUCCAGUUCUACAAGCGCAUCAUCAGCUCCAAUGGGUUCCCCAAUCAGAGAGAGGUGGAGAGCUGGAAGAGAAAAGCCGUGGAGACCUGCUCCUCCAGCAACCAGCUCCUGGCUGCAGAUCCGUUGAUCGGCCACAUGGAGAUGGUGACGGAGAUCGUGGUUCCCACCGUGAGCACGCUCUGCAUCCUCCUCAGCGCAGUGUUCCUCAUGUUCCUGCUGCGUAGACGCGUCUGAAGACACACACACACACACACACACAGACACACAGACACACACACACACAGACACACACAGACACACA